This is a messenger RNA of Punctularia strigosozonata HHB-11173 SS5, 465 nucleotides long. RefSeq lists its product as uncharacterized. Lineage: Eukaryota; Fungi; Basidiomycota; Agaricomycetes; Corticiales; Punctulariaceae. The record is from RefSeq and is a predicted model, not a curated record. The coding region runs from base 1 to 465 and encodes 154 amino acids. The transcript has 2 exons.
AUGUAUCUGCAAGGGGGUGUUUCCUCCGCUACGUUCUUUACCAAGCCAUCGCCUCCGCCGCGCACUACCAUCCUUAUCAGCGGGGCUAUCACCCAUCCCGAUGCCCUCUACGCGCGUUCCCGAAUGGUUCGGCCUGGUCGCUGGAAGAUGCGUGCUCCCGGUCAGCGUGUAGGGGAGACUCAGCAUGUUCGUCGCGGGAUGUACAUCUGGACCAUAGAUGGUGUCAACCGCACCGACAUGACCGGCCGCGUCAAGAAGGUGAUCGCUGUCAGCAAUCGUUUCGUUGUGUACGAGUUGGAUGGUUCUACUCAGUCGUAUGAAGAUGGGAUGGUCAUUUCCGUUCGUUCGAGGCUCGUCGUCCCUUGGCAGUCUUCGGAUGUUAAGCUUUGGGAAUGGCGGUGGUUGAAGUGGAGAGGACAUUUCUGGGGUAGUUUAGACAUUGGUCGCGAUAUGUGGGAGCCCUAG